AAACCGGUUCGCUAGCUCGGAGGAAGCCGGUUUUAGCUGGUGCGUCACCUUGGAAACCACGUCACUAUAUAUAGGGCUGCGAUCCGGCGCCGGCUUUGACUCUGUUUGUUCGCCGGUAGAUCACCACAGCCGUUCGUGUGCGGGACAACGCCGAUAUUAUUCAUUUCCAGCACUCUGGUCUAAUGGGAAAACUCUUUGUAAAUGCGUUUUAAGAAUUCUUGCUUGGGAGACGUGCACACUGGCCCUGGCCUUGAGGCUUAUCUGAAAGGAUUCAACUUCACUGGUGAACCUCCUUGGCUGUUCGACAUCUGUUAGCCACAUUAUAAUUCCAUCUCUUCCAUUCAUCUGUUUCUUUUGCAAACAAAUCUUGAACAAACACCAUGACCUCUUUGACUGGAUCAGACUUUGACUUCGCCUUCCUGGAGGAGGGCUUCUGUUCACGUGAUAUCGUGGAACAGAAGAUCAAUGAGUCGUUGCUAUCAGAUGACAAAGACGCUUUCUACGUGGCUGACCUGGGUGACGUCCUGAAGAAGCACCUCCGUUGGCUGCGUGUUUUGCCCCGCAUCACACCCUUCUAUGCGGUGAAGUGCAACGACAGCAGGUCUGUCAUCACGACGCUGGCUUCCCUGGGAGCCGGAUUCGACUGCGCGAGCAAGACCGAGAUCCAGCUCGUGCAGUCUGUGGGUGUGGAGCCGAGCAGGAUCAUCUACGCCAACCCCUGCAAGCAGGUGUCUCAGAUCAAGUACGCCUCAGCUCACGGAGUGCAGAUGAUGACGUUCGACAGUGAAGUGGAGCUCAUGAAGGUGGCACGAAGCCAUGAGAACGCCAAACUGGUUCUCCGUAUCGCCACAGACGACUCGAAGGCGUUGUGCAGGUUGAGCGUGAAGUUUGGCGCCACGUUAAAGAGCAGUCGUCUGCUGCUGGAGAGGGCGAAGGAGCUCGGGCUGGACGUGAUUGGAGUCAGUUUCCACGUGGGCAGCGGUUGCACCGACCCCGAGACGUACAGCCAGGCCAUCUCCGACGCGCGCUGUGUUUUUGACAUGGGGGCCGAACUGGGAUACGUCAUGACCCUGCUUGAUAUUGGAGGAGGCUUUCCAGGCUCCGAUGACACCAAACUGAAAUUUGAAGAGAUCGCUGCUGUGAUUAAUCCUGCACUGGAUAAAUAUUUCCCCGUUGACUGCGGCGUGAGGAUCAUUGCCGAACCGGGCCGCUAUUACGUAGCGUCCGCUUACACGCUGGCUGUCAACAUCAUCGCCAAAAAGGUCAUCAUGAAGGAUCCAUCGGCCUCAGACGAGGAGGACGGGGCCAAUGACAGAACCCUGAUGUACUACGUGAACGAUGGCGUUUAUGGUUCCUUCAACUGUAUUCUGUACGACCACGCUCAUGUCCUGCCAACUCUGCACAAGAAACCCAAGCCUGAUGAGUGCAUGUACCCAUGCAGCAUUUGGGGCCCGACCUGUGACGGGCUGGACCGCAUCGUGGAGCAGUGCAGCCUGCCUGACAUGCAGGUGGGCGACUGGCUGCUGUUCGAGAACAUGGGUGCCUACACUGUAGCCGCAUCCUCCACCUUCAACGGCUUCCAGAAACCAGAUAUUCAUUACAUCAUGUCCCGCACUGCCUGGCAGCGUAUGCAGCAGAUCCGUGCUCAGGGGAUUGCACUUCCUGCUGGGGAGCAGUGCGCUGGAAACAUGCCAUCCCACUGCGGACGCGAGAGCACGCUGGAUGUGCCGGCCAAGCCCUGCCCUCCUCAAGUGCUGUGAUGCUCCUCGAUGCAGACCGGCGGAGCGAGAGCCAGUUCUCAUUCAGACAGCGCUUAAUCGUAGUUCUCCAGUGAUUUGCACCCGAAGCCUGUCUUGAGGGUCCACCGUAUUCAAAAAUGUGCUGUUGAAUAACAAGCUAACUUUCUGCUCUAAAUGCAGCUGUUUUUCCACUUUAAGUUGCUAAUGCAAUGCUCAAACCUUGAAAGACGCACAGAAAGGCUCACAGUCCUGUGGCUGUUUCUUUUUCUUUAAUAUAUAAGUAAUCUACUUGUAAAUCAUGAGGCCAGAUGACUUGACUGGAGGAUAAGAGGGAAGUUUAAUUGUAUGUGUAGUUUUCUGUGUUGGAGGAAGGUUUAUCAGGAAGCUCGUGCUAAAUUCUGUUGAGGGGAUUGUUGGGAGAACAUUUCAUAAGAAGGCUACUCUUCAAUCUUUGAAAAUUAGAGCUUCCUCUUCACACAGACUCAUACAGAUAUCUUCCUCCUCGGUGACCAUUUCCAUUUUAUACUUGAUUAGUAAGUUAAUAUUAUUUUGACCUGAAAUCUGUAUUAUUGACCUGAAAUGUAUGCCACUGAAGCAUUUGAAAUGGAUUUGAAAGAGAUGGGAUUGCUUCUGAAUUGCUUUCCUAUGGAAACUUUUUUUUUUAAGUUUUGUAUUUUUAUAUAAAUAAAUGUAGAGUGAUUUUG
This is a messenger RNA of Puntigrus tetrazona (Sumatra barb), 2443 nucleotides long. RefSeq names its product ornithine decarboxylase 1 (gene odc1). The record is from RefSeq and is a predicted model, not a curated record. Lineage: Eukaryota; Metazoa; Chordata; Actinopteri; Cypriniformes; Cyprinidae. The coding region runs from base 381 to 1760 and encodes 459 amino acids. The transcript is spliced from 11 exons. Gene Ontology annotation, cellular component: cytoplasm. Gene Ontology annotation, molecular function: ornithine decarboxylase activity.